Messenger RNA from Gamsiella multidivaricata, 1088 nucleotides. RefSeq lists its product as uncharacterized. Bases 135 to 1016 code for a protein of 293 amino acids. The transcript has 2 exons. The record is from RefSeq and is a predicted model, not a curated record. Lineage: Eukaryota; Fungi; Mortierellomycota; Mortierellomycetes; Mortierellales; Mortierellaceae.
CUACCCAUGGCCGAUAUAUGAAAGGAGAGAAAGCAUUGACAUUAUGCUGCUAGAGGGAAAAAAAGAAAAAAAAAGGAGGGGCAGAGGGCGUGGUGUUUAUACAUGAUCUUUUAUGCUCCCUGUAUGCAUAUCCUAUGCCCUGGGAUCUGUAUUAUGCCGCCCGGACACGCAGAAUCCUGUUGACGUCUGUCAGUGCCAAUGCGCCUGUGGAUCCUGUUCUCGAGCUGAGACGCCAAACUGCCGCCGCAAGUCUUCGGCGCCAGGAAUUCUUUACGCUUUUGCUGGUCCUUGCCUCUCCCUUCAUCGGAGGAUACACGCUGCAGUACCUGAAGACCUUCUUCUCGUCUUAUGAAGACUAUCUCUCGGCCCUCAACAUCGAGCUCUUUAUCAUUGCUUCAGGCAUCCGACCCCUGACCCAUCUUAUCAGCCUGUUGAAGGCGCGCGCACUGCACCUGCAGGAGCAAGUCCAUUAUCCUGAUGCUGAGGUUGAGCUACUCAGGCGAAAAGUCGCGUCGAUCGAGGCUGAGAUGAGCCAGCUUCGCCGUGCAUUCGCAACCAAGAGAGAUGUGCUUCAGGUGCAGGACAGUGUCGAGCCUACGCUCCAUCAACUCACCAAGCAGAUCAAGCGUCACGACAAGAAGGAGACCCUGUUGAGAUCAUACACAGAGGAGCGUUUUGCCACCAUCGACGAAAAACUGCGCGAGUAUGACACCGUCCUGGCAUACCGCAUUACGGAGGAGCAGCAUCGAUCCAGUCUCCUGUUCUUGCCCAUCAACAUCCUGGUGGCUAUGCUGGGCUACUGCACAUUCUUCCUUCCCAACCGACUGACCGGCAUUACUGGAUCCAAACCACAGCCGAUGCUCAAGAGCCCUCCUGUGCCGGCUGCCAUCGGUGACGGUGUCACGAACGAGGCCCAUGGCCUCCACCAGUACCACUCCAAGCCAGCCCAAUUGAGUGGUCGUCAACCCUCCCACAACCCCAUCACAUCGACCAGAGAAACCGCACGCUUGUACUAAGCACCCUUUUUUAUAUAUCCUCUGAAUACGGAUUGCCCUUACUUUUCCUCACUUGGAAACGGAUGACCUUUU